Tachysurus vachellii is the source of this 672-nucleotide messenger RNA. RefSeq names its product neurexophilin-1. The coding region runs from base 1 to 672 and encodes 223 amino acids. Gene Ontology annotation, molecular function: signaling receptor binding. NCBI's taxonomy places the organism in Eukaryota, Metazoa, Chordata, Actinopteri, Siluriformes, Bagridae. The transcript is spliced from 2 exons. The record is from RefSeq and is a predicted model, not a curated record.
AUGUUCUCCGUCUGCGUCCUGAUGUGGAUCAGUAUUCCUGCUAUAUACAGGACCGUGCUGACUGAAGGACACACUGACCUUCAGCAAGGUGAUGAAUCUUAUAUUGAGGUUCAGGACUGGUUGUUGGACUACACGGGCCUGCAUCUGGCAAACCAGCAAGCUAAAGGACAUCAGGCUUUGAAUUUCAAAACCAGAAAACUGAGGAAGAUGUUCGGCUGGGGAGACUUCCACUGCAGCGUCAAAUCUGCCUCGCUGGACCUUCUUAUCAAGGGCAAGAUCGUGGACCACGGAAACGGGACGUUCAGCAUCCACUUCCUGUGUAACAGCACCGGAGUCGGGAACAUCACCAUCGGAUUGGCGCCGUCCAGCAAGACGGUGGAGUUCGGGUCGAGUCAGGAAGAGGUGAAGGACUCGGUGGAGUCAAAGCUGUUUAACUGCAGGGUGGAGUCGGAGAAGGUGGAGCAGAGCAAGAGGGGAGUUCGGUGCAGCUACGAUUCGUCACAGAGCUGCGAGCAUCAACACACUCAGAGUCACGUCGCGUGGCUGUGCUCCAAACCGUUCAAGGUCAUCUGCGUGUACGUGUCCUUCCGCAGCAUGGAAUACAACCUGCUGCAGAAGGUCUGUCCAGAUUAUAACUCCCACAGCGACGCUCCGUACUUCCGUUCUGGAUGA